Exaiptasia diaphana is the source of this 1683-nucleotide messenger RNA. RefSeq lists its product as uncharacterized. NCBI's taxonomy places the organism in Eukaryota, Metazoa, Cnidaria, Anthozoa, Actiniaria, Aiptasiidae. The record is from RefSeq and is a predicted model, not a curated record. Bases 1 to 1683 code for a protein of 560 amino acids. The transcript has 5 exons.
AUGCGGGCGUUAACGAUAAGUAAACUUAACGUAUACAAGGGGCCGGUUCAUGUAACUGAAGCCAGCAAUAUCGCAGACCACUGUAUACAUCAUUCGUUAAGCCAUGACAAGGAUCAUGACAAAUUUGGCGUUGCUUGCGGUCAUCCACAUGACCAUUUCUGUCUUUCUUGUGAAGAACUGAAGACUGUUCUAGACGAUAUCAAGGAAGCUAUAACUGAGUCAGCCGAUUCCUUUACUUCCGAACAGCACGACGAUAUCAAGUUCUUGUUCCAGCAAGCAGUUUCAGCUAUUGGUGCUUGGAAAGCGCACCAGCUUCGUUCUAUCCAACAAGAUAAGGCGCGGACAGACCUACUCUUAAAACUUGGUCCAAGCGAAGUACUGAUUACACAGGAUUGGGCCAUGAAAUUCCUCCCGCAGAAAUAUAGAGAAACUCAGACCGAUUGGUUCGGAAAGAGGGGGAUUUCAUGGCACAUUUCUGUGGUAAUCCGCAAAAAUCAAAGUGGAGACUUACUUCAUCAAGUGUAUGUUCACGUAGUAGACCAAUGUACUCAAGAUAGCAGUGUAGUCAUCAGCAUCAUGGAGCAUACUUUACGUUCAAUUAAAGAGGAACAUCCUGAAGUAGAUACGGCGUAUUACCGCCAGGACAACGCCGGUUGUUAUCAUAGUACUGAACUGUUAACUGCAUGUCAUUUAAUGGAGAAUGCCACUGGAAUUAAGGUUGGUCGAGUCGAUUUUAGCGAUCCUCAGGGGGGUAAGGGACCCUGCGACAGAAAAGCAGCGACAAUUAAGGCUCACAUCCGUCGAUUCAUUAACGAAGGGAAUGACGUUAAUACAGCAUACGAUCUAUGUCAAGCUAUCCUGUCCAGUGGCAGUGUUCGUGGUGUACGUGUAGCUUUAAUCGACGGAACCAAACUUACUCCAUUGACAAGUGAUUCCAAACUCGAAGGCAUAAGCACACUCAACAACUUUGAAGUUACCAAGGAUGGACUCAUCUGUUGGAAGGCAUACAAGAUCGGCACCGGUAAACUUGUCUCCUGGUCAUCAUUGACAGCUCGAGAAACCUUGAACAUUUCUCCAAUCAAUUCUCCCCUUAGCCAAGGAUGUUUUACUGAAAUCAGAUCUAAAAAGAAAGCCGCUUCUCAGAAAGAAAAAGAAAUUGAAGCCGAUAGUGAUCAUUAUGAAGAAGAUGACGAUGACGAAGAAAUGUCCAAACUGUUUGCAUGUCCUGUUGAGGGAUGCGUAAAAAUGUUCCAACGUUACGCAUCACUUGACAACCAUAUUCAGUAUGGUACAUGUAAACUUAAAGAAGAAAAAGAAAGUCUUUUCGACAAAGCAAUUUUAAAAUAUCAAGAUAAGCUUCAAACGAAAUCCUCUGUACCAUCCCUCGCGCCAACGCAAGUCGAGAAAAUGGAUGAUGCUGACCAGGCGAUAUUAAACCGUGGUUGGGCACUCAAAGCGUCAAAGAAGUCCUCACGUUUUUCAGAGCAACAAAAGUCAUUUUUAGACGAAAUGUUUUUUCUUGGACAAGAAACAGGUCACAAACAGGACCCAAGCACAGUUGCGCAACAAAUGCGCUACGCCAAAGGGUUAGAUGGCAGCCGUAGAUUCCAACUACAGGAGUUUUUGAGCUGGUGGUUUCUGUCACCAUGUUAUUGGAAUGCUGUUCUACUUGUCUCAUUGUAA